Drosophila obscura is the source of this 358-nucleotide messenger RNA. RefSeq lists its product as uncharacterized. NCBI's taxonomy places the organism in Eukaryota, Metazoa, Arthropoda, Insecta, Diptera, Drosophilidae. The coding region runs from base 55 to 330 and encodes 91 amino acids. The transcript is spliced from 2 exons. The record is from RefSeq and is a predicted model, not a curated record.
CUCUACCGGCGAGUCUGGCGGUAUAUAUAUAUAUAUAUAUAGACAUAUACAAAUAUGUUUUUGAAUGAUAUUGGACAGCCCCUAAUUCUAGAUGCCCAGAAAAAGUAUGGGCCCUUCGAGCAGCACAACGGAGCCCUUCUCUUGACGUCGGUCGCCUUCAAAAAGCACGAAGUGCCCACCAAGUGGUGCAAGUGCAUCAUUGGGUCCGAGGAGAAUAUGCUUCGGCUGCGUUUACCAGACACUAAAGAGAUUUACAAAAACUGUACUCAUCAAGUUAUAGCUCCCAACAAACCGACUAAGUGCUCUACGAUCAAACGAAGAUCACCUUGACGCUGUUUCCAGCAGGAAAAAACAAGUA